Molecule: messenger RNA, 2836 nt
Organism: Sitophilus oryzae (rice weevil)
Lineage: Eukaryota; Metazoa; Arthropoda; Insecta; Coleoptera; Curculionidae
Exons: 21
Coding region: 48-2618 (856 amino acids)
Source: RefSeq, a predicted model, not a curated record
AUAUUUUAGGACAACGUAGAGAUUUGUCUCGGGAGGACCGUCGAGUAAUGAGAGGACCACCAUUGUCAAUGCAUAAUAUACCCGAAAGACCAACUGAUGCUGCUACGACAUUUAUGGGGCCAUAUAUGAGACCCUCUCAAAAACAAAAACAAAAGGAAAUGGAACGUAUCGGAAGAGAUAUUAAAUUUUAUAAAUCAGAUGCUGGAAGACAAGUUAUGGAAAUGGAACGACGACAUGGAAUGCGAAGAGAGCUAGUCGCACCUUGUAGUCCAGUAGGAGAAGAAGACCAUCCUUUUGAUGAGCCUAUUCCUAGAGGUUUACCACCGCCCCUUGCUCCUCAUCAUGGAUCGCCUAUAAGACGACCCCAUUACACCAGAGUCGUCGACCCAUUUCCACAAGUAGAACUACAGCCUUUACAAUUUGAGAACUUUGGUCCAUGUGGUCCCCCUCCGCUGCACCCCGACUUGCGAGAGGUAGCUGAAUGGGAACCCCCAUUUGAUCUAGGAGAGACAACGGCACUAUCAGCUGAAAGUCAUGGCGAUGAAUUGAUGUACUCGCCUGAGCCGUUACCUGGUCCUGAACCUUUAACUCCACCGUCAGUUGGCAAAGGCCCUUGCGGUACCUAUAGUCCAGCAACAUCUCCUCCCCUUGGCAUUUUAGAGUCUCCAGAUUUAAGAAUGUAUGAUCCCCACGAUUUGAAGAUUUUCGAUGAACAUUUAGCUGAUCAAGAAGAUGUGAGGAGCUUUUUCGACAGAUCUCCACAACCAGGACCAUCCACAGGUGUCGAAGCUGAUUUUGAUUUCUUUUUAGAAACAAAAUCUGCAAAGGGACGUGAAGGCCUCAAGCCAAAGCCUCAAUUCUUUGGAGGGUAUGGCGAAAAACCUAAGAAAUACUUGCCUAGGUGGUAUGGUCAAAGAGGACCAAAUCUCAAUAUUAUUUCAGAGGAAGGAGAUAUUCCACCAUCACCUCCAGUAUCAAGUCAUGACACAACUUGUGGGCCAUGCGACACUUCUGGUCUUGACGAGUAUCUGUUGCUUGAGCAACAAUUGGCACAGGAAGCAGCGAGCCAUCAGAAUUCGCUAGCAUUCGAUGAACGGAGAAGACAAGUGGCUAUAACCGAUAUGGCUGAGCAAGCGGAUAGACAAUUGAUUAUGUCGCCGGAACAGAGGGAAUUUGAAAUGCUAGAAGAACAGAUGUCUCAACAACGAAGACCCGGUAGAACUUCAGGUCGUCGAGAAUUUGCUGAUAGAUCAAGACGAGCCAUGAUCGACGAAAUGGCAGAAGAAGCAGAAAGGAACUGGAUGGAUAGAAUGAGAGUACCUUCGCCACCACAAUGGGCACCAUCGUCACCUCAACGGGUACCAUCGCCAUGCCCAGUAGAAACGUUUGGUCCAGAACUUGGAAGUAGGCUUGAUACUUCUGGUGUAAUGGAUCAAAGCUUUGGUCAAUAUGUUACUCCACCAUGCUCACCAGCAGCAAGGGAGGAGUUUGAACAAUUUACACCUCCGAUUAGCCCAAGAGGUAUAGGAGUAUGUACGCCUCAAUUACCUGAAGCUGGUAAUUUAGCAGAUAUAUACCAAGAAGAUACUAGAGGUUUCCUGGAGGAAAGUUUUAUAGGAGCUCAAUCACCUCUUAAUUUGUCGGAUGGAGGUGUACCCGGUUAUGACUAUGAAGGAGCGGAGCAAAUGGUGCUAGGUGAUGCUGGUGGUUUUCCAGAAAUGUCAGGAAUUCCAGGUGCAGGUACAUUGGAAGAAGAAACAUUUCCGGAAUUAUCACCUGGACGAAGAAAUCCAAAUCUCGAAAGGUAUAUUGAAAAUAUGCAACGGCAGCAAGAGGCAGUGCGACUGGAAGAACAAGCCUCUCGACAACGACGUAUGCAACGUUACAGCAACGCCAUGGAAGAGCUUUAUCAGCAAAACUUGCCAUCGCCCGUCUCCCCAGGUCCUGAUGCCGAUUUUCUUGCAAACGUCUAUAUGCAUCAUGUACCUCCAUCCUUUGCUCAAGGUGAACGUCUAUAUAUGCGUGGAGGAAUGCCAAGGAGAGCUCCUUGUCCAGGCCUGGAUACGAUUACAGAACCAAGGGUCCGAAUUACCAGUCCUAAACCAUCGCCAAAAAGACAUAAACAUAAACAUGGGAAACAGGUUGUUCCGCCCCCUCCACGUCCCGGGAGAACGUUUUCAGCACGAAGGGUCGAGGAAGCUCGAAAGCUGUAUAGAGAGAUAUCAAGACAAACAGAGACUAGCAUGUUAAGUGAACGUUCAAGAUUGGCUCAACGACAAGGAGCUGUUCCGAGACCUAGAGGUGUAGCACCAAGUAUCGCACGACCUUCAGCCCAACCACCACCACCUAGGCCUUUCACUGGUUUUGUUCCGUCACAGGUUGCUAGCCAGUCUGGUGCACGUUCAAGAGUGAUCCAACAACAAGGAGCUGUUCCGAGAUAUGAAGGUGUACGUAGGCCUUUUACUGGUUUUGUCCCGUCACAGGUCCAAGCACCCAGUCAAGGAAGAGCAGGUUCUGGAGGAUCCGGUCAAGGAAGAUCAGGUUGUGGAGGAUCGGGUCAAGGCAGAUCAGGAUGUGGAGGAUCCGGUCAAGGAAAAUCAGGUUGUGGAUCGCAGUGACGAGGUAAAAAAUCCACGUACAUAGAAGAGAGAACCACCAGAUAACGUGCCUAAGAAAAAAUGAUGUCGUCUAUAACGUGUCAAGUGAAAAGAAGAAGUAGAUUUGAAAAAAUAUGAAGUGAAGUCUUAUAAAUUUUGUAAAAUCUGUGAUAUCCUGUGAUUUUAAGAUUAAAAGUAUUUUUUUAAUAAAUAUUGAAAAAACAAGAUAUAAAAUUUGU